This is a messenger RNA of Jatropha curcas, 896 nucleotides long. Its product is annotated as cell growth defect protein. The record is from RefSeq and is a predicted model, not a curated record. Lineage: Eukaryota; Viridiplantae; Streptophyta; Magnoliopsida; Malpighiales; Euphorbiaceae.
UGCCAAGACUCUCUGUCGUUUGGUAACACUGUUUACGACCUGCCGGUGUUGGCGAGGAAGAACUUUCAUUUGACGCAGAGAUGGGAGGCAGCAAGAAGAGGGAAGGCUAUGGAUGGGCAGUAUCGGCUGGAUUCAACGCUGCUUUUGCUGCUAUUGCUGCCAAGUUCUUUUAUAAUCAGUUCGUUAGAUAUAGUCUGGUUGUGUUAUUUAACCUGAUAAUGUGGGGAUGCUACGUCAAUAGCCUCAAAGCUCUUUCAUCGCUACAAGCUACCGUGACGAACUUUGCCACGAAUUUCCUCUCCUCUGGUCUAGCUGGAUAUUUUCUGUUUAAGGAAUCAUUAUCAGCUCAGUGGUUUGCAGGUGCCUUACUCAUUGUAAUUGGCGUUGUAAUACUUAGCAAGUCAAGCAUAGAACAAAAGCCAAACAUCGAUUAAAAGCUACUGUGGGGUUUCACAAGACUGCUACUUGAAUUUCAUUUUGUAGAAGCAUUUGAUGAGCUUUUUGGUUUACUGGAGGUUAGCUUCAAAAAUGGCAUCAUCUGAAUUCUUUUUCUCCUAGCUGUUGCAGAGAUUUCCAAUGUUCUUUGUCAAGAAAGCUAUCAGAGAGCUUAAAGAAUUUUGGUGGUUGUUGAGACUUAUAUAGUGGUUAUUCAAGGUUUUGUUAUUUUUACCUUAUGAGAAUCUUCAGUUCAUCUUUUGAGGUGAAAUUUGAAGUCUCACUCAAUUGUUUGCAUGUGAAUUUCACUCCCGGAUUAUAUGCUUCAGUUUUGGGAAUGCUAUAAUCUUGAACAACCAACUCUUUGCAAAAUGGCCAGUGAUUUAGAGAUAUGAUCUAUGAUGCAUGGAAACUCCGAGUCCACGGGGAUUCAUGUUUCGGAAACGUUUUUUCAUAUAAAA